AUGGAUAAAAAAAAUCGUAAAAGACUUUUUGAAACCCCUGAGCACUGUACCGACAAAAGUAACGGAAGCAAAUGGCGAGAAAGUAAUAGAAAUUAUUACCGAGGGAAAGCUUGUGCAUUGCGGCCCUUAUCCGCCAGUAUAUGUUUAUACAAGCGCAGACGUGCUUUGUCUUUUGUGGAGUUUUUAUACCAAGCUUCCAAUCAGAAAAGCAACUGUCGUGAAACAAAGGGAAUACUUAAUUCGGAAACUGAAAGUCUUGCAGAAACAAUUCAAGAAGCUAGAAAGAAGAAAGGAAUUCCGUCCAUGUAUGUUAAACCUAACCCACACGAUCAAAAACAACGAAAUAAAAAGUUUCAUGGCCGGAGCUUCCGUCGCGUUAUCACCCUCGAAACCACCAAAUAUAACGAGAUUAAAUGUAAAAGAAAUAAAAGCGAAGGUAGCAGAUAUGAGGUCAGAGAAUAUGAUGAUAUUUCAAGGGGUAAAUCGUGCCCUAACAGCGCAAGAACAGGAUCAAUGCAAGCACCCGUGGGGAAAUUGUGCGGAAUCGGUGCCGUGGGAAGCGAUGAAGGGACAAAAUGGACAUCAUGUCGAUUUGUACAGCCAUGCUAUAGAAUUAGAAAAAAUGAAAUCCAGAGAUCUUUGCAUAAUGUGUCAGAGGGUAGCACACUCAUUGAGUCUCAAGGGUGUUGCAACAAUUCAUCCAUGGUAAUCGAGAUUAUUACGAGUGAAUCCAACUGUCACCAACUUGCAGUUUCUGUUAAUCAAGGGCCCUGUGAAGUAUCAAGUCUUAUGAAUACAAAAAAUCUUGGCUUUAACUAUAUCAUACUUGUUGGGAAGCGAGAGUUUGUAAUAAUUUUUUUAGAUUUUUAUGGUCGAGUUUUUGAAUUAGACAAGAUGUCUGAUGGGCCACUUGGGAACUAUUUGGAAGAGGUGACAACAAAACCCUGGACUGGCGAGGUGGCAUGGGAUAUUGAUGACGAUGGAGUUAUUUUUGAAUUCGAGUAUUAUACUGAAGCUGAACGUGAUUUUAUACGUCAGGAUUAUCCCGAAAUCCCGGAAACUUGA
Molecule: messenger RNA, 1065 nt
Organism: Rhizophagus irregularis DAOM 181602=DAOM 197198
Lineage: Eukaryota; Fungi; Glomeromycota; Glomeromycetes; Glomerales; Glomeraceae
Source: RefSeq, a predicted model, not a curated record